This is a messenger RNA of Cuscuta epithymum, 575 nucleotides long. Lineage: Eukaryota; Viridiplantae; Streptophyta; Magnoliopsida; Solanales; Convolvulaceae. The record is from the annotation of a GenBank genome assembly.
CUUGGGUUUUGUAUCCGGCCAGCGGCCUUCGCUGUCUGUUGCUCGGGUGGUUAGGAAGAAUGGGGAAUAGCAAUUGGAGGUCACCGACUUCUGUUGGUUUCAAUUAAUAGUCUCAUCUGUGUUUGGAGGGCUCGGAUCCAAAGGUGAGAUGGGCAGGAAGGUUAAUCGGCUCGUCGAAUGCGGCUGGGCAGGAGACCGGAAGGUCGGACGACGAGGCGGGAGGUUUCUGAUCCAGAUCGCUCAUGCUUUGGUCCCCAUUGGUGAAAGCAUGGAUCGGCUAUAUGCUAAGGCGGAGGCAAAAGCAUUGCAAAGCAGCGGGGAAAAAUACGUGCGGCGAACAAAAAUGCUGUUGUGUGAAGGAGGUGAAGAUUGUUGAAGGGUACAUGAUGCUGAAGCUCGAAUCUGAUGUAAAAAAAAAGUGGUUGGGGCGAGCGUUGGGUGACAGGCUCGCCGGGAAUCUUGAAGCUUCCUUGCGUGUUUUGGCACAUUUAUUUUUUCCAGUUCUCUUCUCAUGUUCAGUUCAUGUCGUUUUCUUGUUUCUGUUAUGAUUUUAUUUUUCAUAGCCUUGAUACUAG